Molecule: messenger RNA, 1103 nt
Organism: Daphnia pulicaria
Lineage: Eukaryota; Metazoa; Arthropoda; Branchiopoda; Diplostraca; Daphniidae
Exons: 2
Coding region: 120-938 (272 amino acids)
Source: RefSeq, a predicted model, not a curated record
GAGUUGGAAAAGUGGAAAGCAAAUCAGCAUUUCUAUGAAAUUUUAAAACUUACCGAACGAGAUGUUUUCGACUAGACAAUCCAGCGCUAGUACAUGUAUUCAUAUUUUAAUGUUGGGAAAUGAAUCAACUGGAAUGGGGCCCACAACUUGUUUAUUCUCCUACCAACGUCCUCUUCCUGGCUCGUAUAAAUCUAGCAAGCGUACUUUUCCUGAGGUUCAGACGUGAACGAGCAAGUGUCCUAGUUCAUACAGAGAAUUUAAAAAUCAAAAUGAAUUUUUUUCUUCUUUUGGCGCUGUUUGUUCCUGCCGCUUUAGCAGCUCCUGUCUAUAAGACUGAAAUGUCUUUCACGUCCUUCCAGAAAAAUAUGGCUCACGAAGUGGAAGAUCGUAACAACCCGGCUCUCGUCAAUCAAAUCGCAACUUAUGCUUUUAUGGCCAAUCUAAUCUUUUUGGUUUACAAAUGGCGAAUUAUUUUUUGUGUGAUUGAUCCUACGACAUGCGGAUCUACUAAUAUUAAUACUACUAAUGUUCACAUGUACGAAACACUCGAAACCCCGCACAUACUCGCCGCUACUGAUAUGAUCAUGUCCAAUCUAAGCCCUCAAACUGUCGUUCCUUUUAGUUCGAUGGACUUGACCAGCGCUAAAAGUGAUACGCCUGUUAUUAAUGCACCAGCUGUACAGCAGAAUCCCUUUAGGUACUCUGAAUUGAAAGUUACAUCUCCUGUAACACAGACUCAGAUGACUACCCAGCACAACAUUGAAUUCCAAGGAGAUACGAUCAGAGGUCAGAACCCCUAUCAACCAUUUCCCGUCCAUACCUUUUCUCCAUAUUCAAAAUUCAGAUGGCCUACGUAUCCUAACUCUGCUACUAGGAUUCUUCACCCCUAUUUGGAUUUCUUUUUAUUUGACACGAUAAGUCCCCAUAUUCUGAAGUGAUCGCGAUACAAUUUUGUUCACCCGUUUUUCUCAACGUGUUACUAGAACAUUAUUGCUAGUGGGACUCUAUCCUCAGCAGCAAGCAGUACAUUUGGUUGUCUUUGUGGUUUUUAUCGGUCGUUAUCGGUUUCUAUUUAACAAGAUGCUGGCCAUCAGUGUAUAUUU